AUGACAGAUUUUGAACUCAUUCCAGACCCUGCGAAGUUGCCGCCGUUGAGGCUCCCAGAAGGAGUCACUUCGCGAUUUGUUGACACUUCGCCCGUUGGUCCGAAAUUUCACGUGUUAGAAUCCGUGCCAACUAAUCCAGUCUUCGAGAGUUUCACGCCUCUCAUUCUUCUCAUUCAUGGCUACCCAAACCUUGCAUAUGAUUGGAAUCAUGUGAUGCCCUCCCUCGCCGCGGCAGGGUAUUAUGUUGUCGCAUUUGACCAGAGAGGAUUUGGCCGCACACAUCGAGCAGACUUAAGGCCAUUUCCCGAGGAAAGCUUCCGGCCUAUAACACUGGCCCGUGACGUGACGGCGCUUGUUCACGCACUGGGCUAUGAGUCAAUCCAUACUCUUGUUGGCCAUGACCUUGGGGCGGCGACAGCCUCUAUUUUCACUUUGGCACGUAGCGACAUGGUAAAGUCGCUUGUUCUUUUCGACCAUCCAUAUGGUGGGCCACCGGCUCUUCCUUUUGGAAAUCAGAAGUCUUCAGGGGUGAAGCUGCCGCCGUAUAGCUUCAAAAACGCCUCGAUUGCCAAGGACCCGGACAUUCACGCUUCCCUACUCAAGUUCAACCCGCCUAGGCAGCUCUACAAGUGGUAUAAUACGUCCCCUUCAGCAGCCGACGAGUGGAGCUUCCCGACGGGCAAGCCUCUCCACGAAUUUCUGCGCGGAUACUUCCACUUGAAAUCAGCAGACUAUAGUGGGAACCAACCCCGUCGGCUGAAAUCGUGGACGGCAGAUGAACUCGCUGUUAUGCCGCAUUAUUACACCAUGCGCGCAGGACAUUCAAUGAGAGAGAAUGUGGCGCUCGACAUGGCCAAAGAGCCCUCUUCUGUCAGAGACAACCUGUCAAAAACUCCUUGGCUCCCAGACGAGGAGCUUGCUGUGUAUACCGCAGAGUGGUCGCGGACAUCGUUCAAGGAUGCUUUACGAUGGUAUAAGGUGUUUACUGACCCGAAUUUGGCACAGGAGCUGACUGUCUUUGCUGGGAAAAGACUGGCAGUGCCUACUAAACAUGUUGGCGGCGCAAAGGACUGGGGCAAUUAUCAGGUGCCGGGAGCAUUGGAGGCAAUGGAAAACGAGCAAAGUGUAGAGGCGGGGCUUUAUAAGGGGACUGUCAUCGUGGAGGGGGCUGGCCACUGGGUUAACUUAGAGAAGCCUGAUGUUUGUGCCAGGGAGAUCUUGAGUCUUGCAAGCUCAGUGCUAGAGGAAUAG
Messenger RNA from Clonostachys rhizophaga, 1251 nucleotides. The record is from the annotation of a GenBank genome assembly. Lineage: Eukaryota; Fungi; Ascomycota; Sordariomycetes; Hypocreales; Bionectriaceae.